AUGUACUCGUACCCUACACCUUUACCCGAAUUCACUGCCCAAUCUCAAUCCCAGGAUGGUCUGCAUAAUAGACCAGUGGCCAAUUAUCCCUGGGCAGUGCAAGGAGGUCUCAGCGCCAUCAACACCAAUGUCCGUCCACAAUAUGGGUUCUCGGAGUCGCCUUUGCCUAUGAGUUCCUCAACCAAUGGUUACUCAAGCUACAACACGGCUCUUCUCAGCCAACCCACUUUCAGUCCUUAUCCAAGCUUCUCGCCAGCUGGUGAAUGGUCAUUUUCCAGGCCUCAGCACGGCUCAUCGUCGCAAACCGUCGUUCCAGCGACUAACACCGAAGCCAUCAAAGUUCUGAUCAAAAGAUUUGGGUGGCUAUGGUUGCUGCUCAAGGUCAGAUCAAAACUUCGAGGCUCAGGUCGAAGGCAUCAACGUCGACACAGUGCUUCGGAUUACACAUCACGGACAGCUGGCCACAACAAUGGCCGCUAUUUGGCAUCGUCAAUGAGUGUGUCCUUUGCAGACGAUGUAGCGUUGGGCAACUUAGUCACUGGGGACGAGGCCGAUCUCUUCAACCCCAUUGAUUCCACAAAUCAUGUGUGGUUUGAUAAUGCUCUGGGAAUACUCACCGGUGAUGGAAACUCACCGUUCCCGGUGCCAGCGGAUGUGCCACGACCAGCCACAGUUCUCUUUGAAGAGGAUGUCACGGCUCCAGUUCCGGAACAAAGACUCAUUGAGUGUCUGGAUGAGACAGUUCCACCAAUCAAUUUCAUGAACCAGCCUCAACAAGACGUUGUCGCCUCUGGCCAGUCAAAAAAGCGAUCUUUUGACUGUGUUGAGCUCGAUGAUUCGUCAACGGACGAAGCUGACGGGACGUCUGUGGAUAAGAAACGAUCCAAGACGACUUCUACAGCACCACGAUUUGCCUGCCCCUUUUACAAGAAUGACCCAGAACGCUAUGCAAACACAAGAAGUUGCUGCGGGCCUGGGUGGGAGACGGUCCAUCGAGUCAAGGAACACAUCUUCCGCAGUCAUACACACCCAGAACAUGAGUGCCAGCGCUGCUUUCAGUCUUUCAAGACAGAGUUGAAGCUCUCUAAGCAUUUAAGAGCCUCUCCGCCUUGCGAAGUCCAAAGUCGCAAUACCCAGGAGCAUGAUGGCAUCAACGCAAGCCAGUCUAAGGCACUGCAUGCAAGAGCCCGAAAAUGCGACCCUGGAGCAGAUCUCAAAGAGGUCGAGGAACAAAGAUGGAAUGAUGUUUACAAGAUCAUCUUUCCCGGAGGGGGCCUGGUGCCUACGCCGUACUACGAUCGCUUACAGAAGAGCAACAAUGAUGACUUUGACACGAACCUCAUGUCUGAUUUUGAGCAGCGUAUUCAAGGCAAAGUCGGGGAGAUGAAGAACCUGCAACCUACACUGGCACCUCUGAUGGUCCAGCUAGCUUGCAAUACACUCAGGGAGAACUGUCUUCCUCGGAAUGAGAAGCUGUGCGAAUAUCACCAGAAUUAUCAGGAUGUUGAUUCCUCUCAAGUCUCCGACAAUUCUUCAACUCCAGAAUCAAUUCUUGAGGCUAGUACACCCAUAGUAGUACCUUGUAGUACUUCAGAGUGCGGCUAUUGUCGAGAGGCAUCGGCAGAUAGUGCCGAAACAUGCUACAGCAGCGAUCAAGCCUCCUCCUUUUCGGCAGUUACAGAGAGGGGAAAGCAUCAGCUCGUCGUUCAAGUAAUGGCGAGGCUCCAAGAAUGGCUAGAGGUGAUGCUGAGGAGACACGGGAAUCAGAAGAGUCGGUCAGAUUCGAGUAGUGGUUCUACACCAGUUGUUGGGGCAGCCAGUCGUGCUGGGGAAUCAACAGACAGUCAACCCCGAAGAAAGCGCCAGAGAAGUGGUUCUGAUGAUGGCUUUGGAGAGGAUGAUAAGACGCCAGAUCGAGCGCAGAAGAAGCGCGGGAAAAUCAGUGAUUCUGCUGAAAUCAGAUAUGUUUGUCCAUUCUUCAAGCAUAAUCGUGAGAAGUACAAAACAUCUCAGUGGAAGAGCUGCUGCUGGCCAGGGUGGACGUCUGUUCAUCGAGUCAAAGAGCAUCUCUAUCGGCGACACAUGCUUCCCAAGUUUCGCUGCAACAGAUGCAGGCAAGACCUGAAAUCAGCUUUCAACCUUAACGAACAUCAACGAGCGGAAGCGACCUGCCAGAUACAGAGGGAAGAGCCUGAGGAAGAUGGUAUCGAUGAAGAACAAGAAAGAUUACUGCGUGUCAGAAAGAGGAAGAAUGGGAAAGCUCCACAAGUUGCAGAAGAAGAGAAGUGGGUUGAGAUGUACAAGAUUCUCUUUCCUGACGAUGAUCCAAUUCCUUCUCCAUAUCCCGAGUUGUGCCCUUUACAACCCGAACAAGGCACAGAACAUCCCGGGGCGAACGUCUUAGACAACUUUGAGGACUAUGCGCGACGUGAGUUUUCAAGACGCAUGAGGCCCCGUAUAGAGAGUUUAGUCGACGGAAUUCUCGAGCAAACUCUCACUUCUCAAACGAUCACCGAUGUCGCCAACAAUGUCCUCUCAGGCAUUAUGGAGUCUUUUCGCGAUAGCCAAAGCCAGGAGACUUGCCAACCAGAAUCUCAGGAUUUGCCCUCGAGAAGUCCCAGCCCUCAGGGGAUGCCAUUUGAGAGCUCUACACAAGUGGUACAAGCAAGCCAAAUUUCUGAAGGCCCGAAUUCAAGCUUGGAGGUUGACUUGGAUGAGAUAUUGAACUCUCUCGAUGCUAACCAGUCUUUUGAUUUUGAGCGUUGGGAAACGAAAGGUGAAGGCAUAAACACAUUUCAUCCUUUUGGGCUCCAGGUCGAACAGUAUAUAUAA
Fusarium tjaetaba is the source of this 2832-nucleotide messenger RNA. RefSeq lists its product as uncharacterized. Bases 1 to 2832 code for a protein of 943 amino acids. NCBI's taxonomy places the organism in Eukaryota, Fungi, Ascomycota, Sordariomycetes, Hypocreales, Nectriaceae. The transcript has 6 exons. The record is from RefSeq and is a predicted model, not a curated record.